CAAACGGGACGACAUCGUGGCGAGGUGGAUCCCAAAGCACGUGUCCCUCGGUGAAAUUUCUGCUGUAUUUUCUCCUCACAGGUGUUUAAAAGAGAGGAAAUAUGGAUUAUAUUACGCCCGGAGCACCGACUGUUGGUGUGAUCCUGUGUUGUGAUUGUGGUGCGGCAAUCCAGCCCAACCCAACCAACAGAUGCAUAGCCUGCCUGCGAGCGCGCAAUGACAUCUCAGAGGGUAUCCCCAAGCAGGGAAACCUCCACUUCUGCAAAGGGUGUGAGCGAUACCUGGAACCCCCUUCAACAUGGGUGUUUGCUCCCCUCGAGUCAAAGGAGCUCCUGCGACUCUGUCUCAAGAAGCUCAAAGGACUCAAUAAAGUGCGUCUUGUAGAUGCGGGGUUUGCGUGGACUGAACCUCAUUCAAAGAGAAUAAAGGUCAAAUUGAGUGUGCAGAAGGAAAUUCAAGAAGGAGCGGUUCUGCAGCAAGAUUUCAUCGUAGAAUUCUUGGUUACGGGGCAGAUGUGCGAUGACUGCCACAGAGUUGAAGCUAAGGAUUACUGGCAGGCUGUGGUCCAGGUGAGGCAAAAAACAGACCACAAAAGAACAUUCUACUAUCUGGAACAGCUGAUUCUAAAGCACAGAGCCCAUGAAAAGACCCUUGGCAUCAAGCCUGUACAUGAGGGUCUAGAUUUCUUCUUCUCCUUCGAACCUUAUGCCAGGAAGCUGCUAGACUUCUUUUCGUCUGUGGUUCCAUGCCGUUGGACACAGUCAAAGAAGCUUAUCUCCCAUGACAUCCAUUCCAAUACGUACAAUUACAAACACACAUUCAGUGUCGAGAUUGUACCAGUUUGUAAAGAUAGUGUGGUGUGCCUGUCUCCCAAAUUGGCGCACCAGCUAGGAGGGAUUGGACAGAUUUGCAUAGUACAUCGUAUUACAAAUGUUAUAUGUCUAAUAGACCCAAAUACUGCCCAGAUUGCUGAACUGAACAGCAGCACAUACUGGAAAGCUCCAUUCAAGGCUCUCUGCACAUCUAAGAAGCUGAUCGAAUUCAUUGUGAUGGACAUUUCUGAGGCCCAGGUGAAGCGAUUCAAAGGCCAAGGACACAUCUCUUCAAAACAUCAGGUAGGUGAGGUCUGGGUGCAGCGGGAGAGUGAGCUGGGGACCGAUAAUAUGCUCUUCUGUCGAACUCAUCUUGGUCACCUUCUCCAUCCUGGGGACGCAGUCUUAGGAUUUGACAUGUCUACAUCUAAUGUCAACGAUGACAAUAUAGACAAAAUGAAUACGGAUCAUGUGCCUGAUGUUGUACUGGUCAAGAAAGUGUAUGCUGACAAGGCCACCCGCAAUCGUAGACGUCGUUUCAAGUUGCGGCAUCUUGGUCUGGAUGAUGAAACUAGCAGUCAAAAUAAGGAUUAUAUUGACUUCCUGGAAGACCUGGAGGAAGAUCAGCAGCUGCGCCACAACGUCAACAUCUACCGCGAUACUGACAAACUCCAGAACACAGACACAGAGAGCGAAGCUGGUGAGGUGCCCAGGAUCAGCCUUGAGGAGAUGCUGGAUGACCUGCAGAUUGACAUGGAGGCGGCAGGAGGGAAUGAUGAUGAUGAGGGGGAGGAGAUGGAUGAGUGAGCAGUGACAUAAAUGUAGAAUUAAUAAAUAUGGGAGGUGAUGGAAGAGUAGGUGAAUGAUUGAUAACAUGAGAAAAAUUAUACAUACAAAGGAAUACCUCAAAAGAAUUAAGAAGAGGAGAUGGUUGAGUGAGUGAUAAUGACCAUAAAUGAAGGCAAUACAAUGGGAAGUACUCAGUUGAAAUGUCUAGCAAGGAGUGAUACCCAUAAUUUUGAGGACAGGGUAAGGAAGGAGAUGAAAUAACGAUGAAUGGAUUGGAUAGCUGGUAAAACUGAUGACUGAAAAGGUGAUAAUGGAAACGUUGAAAGGGUGGAGAAACAAAUGAGCUAGAUUAUGAGCUUUGGUAAUAUGUCCAGAAAAAACUAUUUUAGUGUAUUGUGUACAGAAUUUUGGUGAAUAUUGUGGUAAGUUUUUGUGCAAAGAGAUGUCUUGUCUUGUAAGAAUGGCAAAAGUACAAGAUAGAUUGUAGAGUUAAGUAAAUGAAAACUGAAUCCUAUCACAACUAGUGUCCUAUAAUACAGUUAAUAUGUUUAAUUUUUGUUGUGUAGUGAAUUAAGAUUUAUUUAUAAAGUUGGUUGGGGCCAGGUAAUGGUCAUCCAAGGUUGCUUU
Penaeus monodon (black tiger shrimp) is the source of this 2228-nucleotide messenger RNA. It is a transcript of the gene Nmd3, whose product is annotated as 60S ribosomal export protein NMD3-like. Gene Ontology annotation, cellular component: nucleus; cytoplasm. The record is from RefSeq and is a predicted model, not a curated record. The coding region runs from base 102 to 1619 and encodes 505 amino acids. Gene Ontology annotation, molecular function: ribosomal large subunit binding. Lineage: Eukaryota; Metazoa; Arthropoda; Malacostraca; Decapoda; Penaeidae. The transcript has 10 exons. Gene Ontology annotation, biological process: ribosomal large subunit export from nucleus.